AUGACUUGGGGAGUAGGUGGCAUCUAUGAAGUGCAAGAUAGAAUCUUAUUCCAUGAAUUCUUAGCCUAAAAAGGAGCCCCAAUCCCAUACAAAGCUAAGGAUGGUGAAACAGUCUUCGAUUACUAUAUCUACUUAGAUGAAAGAGGUACUUGUGAAUGGAAACUCAUAUCACCAGAAGAAUGGAAGGCCCCAGAUAAAUUCUAAUUCUCACAAUUACUCAUGCCCACUGUAGAUUCAUUCAGAGCUGAAAUGAUCUUAUCAUACAUUCUUAAUCAACCAAAGGCAUCACCAUAACCACCUGUCAGUUGCAGUUAUGUUAUCUUAGUCGGAGGUAGUGGUACAGCCAAAACAUCAAGUGUUCUUAUGUAUGCCAACAAAUUCAACAAAGAAAAGAUGUUGUUCAAGAGAAUCAACUUUUCAUCUGCUACUCUACCUAGUCACUUCUAAGCUGCCAUUGAAGCUGAAUGUGAUUUCAAAAUAGGUAAAGAUUUUGCUCCUCCUCAAAAUAAAAAUAUGACUGUAUUCAUUGAUGAUCUUUCAAUGCCUUUUGUAAAUAAGUGGGGAGACUAAGUCACAUUGGAAAUAGUUAGACAACUCAUCGAUUAGGGUGGUUUCUAUAUGUUAGACAAAGCCUAAAGAGGUAAUUUCAGAGGUAUCAAAAACCUUACAUACAUCGGAGCUAUGUAACAUCCAGGAGGUGGUAGAAAUGAUAUUCCCAACAGAUUGAAGAGACAAGCAGUCAUUUUCAAUAUGAUUUUGCCACUCUCAGUUGAAGGCAUUUAUGGUCCAAUCAUCAAACAUUAAUUCAAGGCUAAAUAUUUCUCCGCUGAUGUCAAUAGAGCUAUUGAUACAUUAACUGGUGCAACCAUUUAAAUUUGGAAUAAGGUCAAAGCAACUAUGUUACCAACACCUGCUAAAUUCCAUUACGUGUUCAACAUGAGAGAUUUAUCCCGUGUCUUCAAGGGUAUCCUAUCAGUCAGAAAGGAAACAAUAAACACUGCUGCUUAAGUUGGACCCAUGAAAUCUGAUGUAUUUUUAGUUGGAUUAUGGAUGCAUGAAUGUGAAAGAGUCUUUGUCGAUAAAAUGACUAAUCAAAAAGAUAAGGAUCAAGUGUGUAAUUACAUUAAGGAUAUUGCUUUGGAUCUCUAUAAUCAUUUAGAUAGUGAAAUCUAGGAUAAAUUCAGCAAGGAAAAGUUAUUCUUAAUGUGUGAUUUCUUGAAAGAAGAUAUAAAGAAUGAAGAUGGACUAACUUUAUUACUAUGA
Molecule: messenger RNA, 1263 nt
Organism: Paramecium octaurelia
Lineage: Eukaryota; Ciliophora; Oligohymenophorea; Peniculida; Parameciidae
Source: the annotation of a GenBank genome assembly